UACCUAACAGAGGAUUCGUGCUUUUAUAAUCAUAAUGAGACGCCUCGCAAUAAACGUCCAGACAAAUAUAGUUACCAUGAUUACUACAAUCAUUAUUGUUGGAGAAAAGAAGUGGCUAAGAAAGACAUCGAUGACCAAUGCCCAUGGGAUUUUAGGGGGAGAUGCAAGAAAUGCCAAAAUUAUAGAAAAACUCCUAACAGGAGUAUUCAUCGGCCGUUUCAAUCACUUAAGAGCCGUAUUUGGCUUGGGAAGAACCACAAGCGAGGAUGGAGCCGAGUGUGGAAGAAGACCAUUGAGCGAUGGGCCUACCGGUCCAAAUCCACCUCGAGGUUUCGCAAACGUAACAAGGAUAAAUAACUUGCGUAAAUCCAUGAUUUGGGACAACGCGAUUGUGCAAACAACGAUACUCGUCUUUCGAGAAACAGAUUCUUCAACGACAUCGUCAAAACGUAAGAAGUCACAAAUAAAGCACGUUAACAUCGGCCCUUCCAUGUUUCCAUUUCUCUACUACCCAUCAACAGUUUUGGCUGCAAGAUCUUUAUCUAAGCAACCGUCGCACCACAACACUCGAGGUGCCCGAAAUAGCAGUGAAAAUAAAUUAAAAGAUCAGAAAAAUAUGAAAAGCCCACGAAACUCAACAUUGUGGAAUAAAUCAAUUGAAGAAACUCGUCGUGGUAUAAGCAGAUCAACAAGCCACAUUGCGGUACCCAAUUACGUUAUAGAAAAUGGAACAGAGAAUGUUACGACUGAUAUGGAAAAUAAGGUUACAAGCACCAUGAUCAACUUCAGCCAUAUCAAAUUGGCGAAAACUGUGUCCCAGGACGCGUGCACGCAGGUGUUCAUUACUUGCAAUAAUGCUGUUUCCGGUUCUACUAUGAUCUCAAAGGAUAAUGACGAUGACUUCUACUACGGAAUUGACCGAGGAACGGAAGUGAUCCCGCCUCUUAACAAAUCGCAGCGCUCGAUAUCCAUCAUGACGUCUAAGGGGAUCAUCCAAGAACUGACUGAUAAAGAUACUCAAGUUUUUACAGUACCAUCAAUAAGAAAAAUAUCAAUGAGUGUCUUGGUGCAAGAGCAUUAUAAGGAUGCAAAAUCAAGCGUGGUCACUGAUACGACGGUUCCAUGCAGAAAAUUUGAAAACAUUAUGGUCACAUCGAAAGGGACUAUUCUAUCUUGUACAGGUACUAAAGUUACAUCGGUGUCAUCUGCACAAAUACAAGCAGCAUCAGAAACUUCGAGAAUAUCGAGGGGCAACACAGUUAAUACAGGUACAGUGGGAUUGAUUAAAAGUGAAAAGUCAACGUCAUGCGCUCUGAAAACCUUUGCAGAUACUGCUACGAAUACUUGUAUAUUGACCUUGCAAAAUACGGACUGCUUGACAUCUCCAUCGCUCUAUCGAAACCAUCGUGAGGAUAUAUGUUUGGGUACUGAAGCAAUGCAAUCGGUUACAAGUGAAAAGUCAACGUCCUGCGCUCUCAAAACUUUUGCAGAUGCUGGUAAUUCCGCUUCUGAUUUAGUUGAUCGUGCCUCGUACAAUAAUGGUUCCCAUCAUACACUGAUCAGUUUCGUCACAGGUAUCCACCCGGUAUGUACGUCAGCCUGCAUGAACACAGAUUUAGAACUUAAUGACAAGUCAACUAAGACUGGAUUAUCAUUCGACAAACGUUUUGAGAAGGCUAAUAAAUCCACACGCGACGUUUAUGCUCAAUACAGUGGGCCUUUUAACAGGAGUAGUAAUGAUACUUGGGACCAAAGUAACUCCCGAUGCCUGGCUAACAUAGGGCGCAGUCGGCUCAUGGCGGUGCGCACGCUCAUCAAUUCCGUAACCGAAAUGGCCACGCAGGUUGAGCCGGUCUUUCACUGUGCAGAGACGAACACAACGUUUAAACCAAAGAAAUCUACAUCCGUUUUGACUUCUCGCUACUCCAUAGACCGAUCGAAUUCGACAUUACAGGCACAUCCUCUACGGUCGAAUUCAAAAGUACACCCGGAAGAGGGUGUUCUGACGUGCCAUUGUACGAAAAAUGAGUGCGUUUGCAAAAGGAUUGACGUCGAUGAAAGGAAUUUUCAAGUGCUUUCACCUGUUCCCAGUGAUGUCGCAUGUAAAACAGUUUUGAGCCUAACAACUCAGACUGAGCCGAAAGUAAGUCCAGCCGAUUCUAACACCGAGCCCAACGCUGUUAUAUCAAGCAAAUUGAAUGCUACUAAAUGGAUGAAAGGAUACAUUAAGGAAUCUGUGAAAGAUGUCGAAUCAAUAAUCAGCAUCAGUGAGACGAUGGUUGCCGAGUCGCUGGACCGUGCGUCCUUGGUCAUCGCGCUUUCGCAGGACAGGAAGAGUAUUAGCGAAAUGAAAAAGCUGUCAAAAGUUCUAAUAAAUCACCAGCCUGCCAUUAGUUGCGUAACCGCGUCAGGAUACAACCCAAGUUCAUCGGGUAGCGUCACAAAAUUGCUGCCAAUUAAAGACAAAACCAUUACACAAGAAGAACAAACACAUAUGAAUAAACAAAAUGAAACUGAUGUAAUGAUUUUCAAUCAAAUGAAGUCAGAUGAGAAUACAACAAAUGAUAUAAAACAACACAUGUCUCAACUGCAUCCGAAUUUAUGUGAUACAGUAAGUAACGGUACUGGAUACCACGCAACUCCAUCGGCAAGCAUCAAUAAAGUGCUCCCAACUAAGGACAAAAGCAUUAUAGAAGAACAAAAUUUACCUAUCAAGACACAAAAUCGUAAUGACUUAGUGAUGGUCAAUCAAAUGACUUCAGAUGAAAAUACAACAAAACAUAUAAAAGAGCCAAUACCACAACUGCGUCCAAACUUACGUGAUACAGGAACAGACUGCGAUGUGAAGACGUCAAAACAGCAAUCAGCCAGUGUUUUGACGUCCAGGCAUAUCCUAGCCAGUCCUCCCCGUUGCUCGAAUACACGUGAUGAUAUAAGUGGAGAUUGCAUAUUUGUGUACGACCGUCCGCGAUGCGUGGUGCACAGCUUUUUCACUGACGCCAAAGCGCAGACAGACGUCCACCAUCGCAAUUCUGAUAUUACAUGCAAAAAGCCAGGCAGUAUAUCGAACCGCUCGAUUGGACUGGCGACUUCGUUUGCCCAUCAUUUGCCUUGCUCCCGCCAGAAAAGUUACAUUGGUGGAGAUGUUUUAUCGCCUCAAGUUUAUAAAGCUCUGUACGAAACAACUAAACUAAUAGCAAAAAAUGGUUCAGCAACUACAACUCCAAAAAUAAGUGCUGUCCAAGCAACGACCAAGAAAACAGAUAAUGAAGAUGCUAUACGAGACCCUCGCACGCAAAGCAAUGGUGUGUCGCCUAUGCCUGCGUGCUUACUAUCUGCGCCCGCGCAUUGCUGUUGCGCACGAUGCUUAAACGCAGGGAAUAUCACCAGUAGAUCCAUUCAAACAUUGAAAAAACCUCUUUUGUGCUGCCCACAUUGUAACGCCCGAAUAUCAAGAUCUUAUUACGGCAAUAGCGAAAGUAUGAAAAAUAUAUCAAUUCAAGCGGUGGCUGACUCCUUCUUGGACUGUCCGCAAUGCAGCGCUAAAAUAGCUUUGUUAUCGAAUGACAGUCAUCACGAGUCCACCGAAAAAUGCAUGGAGUCCUACUUAGUUGCAUCUUGUCGAUACUACAGUAAUUUGCUCACAAUAAAACUAGGACAAGUAAAAGAAAAUUUCAUAAAGCACUUAGCGCUACCUAUCGAAGACGCCUCGCACCAUGCAACCGUUACUUUUCCGGACAAUAUUUCCCACUGCACUGUCUCAAAUAAUAACAUCAUCUUGACCGAAGCAUGCACUAUGAAACCGAGCGGCAAGCAAGACGAGAACUGCGAGGCGAAAUUCCUAAAACAAAAAUUUAACCAACACUCUUGUAUAUUGUUUCCAGCUUUGAGUCUCACUGAUGUGAGGGGAAACGAUAAGAACGAUUUGAAAAAUGUUUAUUGUAUUCUAACCGCCAUUGAAGGUAGGGUUCGUAGGUUGAGGAACAACUUGACGUAUUAGUACAACGUGAUUCUAAGAGAUGGCGCUGUUAUCUAAAAUAUUUCAAUUAAACUUCAUUGCAGUUUUUAAUUAUAUGUAAUUUUUAAUUAUAUGUAAUUUCUUCAUACAAAGUAUUUCCCAUACUUGAAUGUUUUUAACAAAAAGCGCUUCAGAGAUAUUUGCAGAUUGUAAUGCCCUCGCCUAAAAAACAGAACUUUCAUACAAUAUCCCGAUUCACUGAGACAACUUGAAGACGUAGUUAAUAGUACGAAGUUAUUCUUACAGAUGGCGUUGUUACCUAAUUCGUACAACUUUUGACUUGUCAAUUUUAGAUUUAAAGAAUUCUGUGCAACCGAGUCAUCAACUUCAGUUCUCUAUGCGCAUUUAGGUGGCUGCUUUUGGCGACACAUCUUGAGUCACACAUAAUCAUCUGUUAUCACAUGCUUUAGCUUAGAUAGCUUACAUUGUAUUCAACACAUAUCCGGCCCACUACAGAGCGCGGGUGUCCCUUCAGAAUGAUGAGGGUUCAAAUCGUAGACCACCAGCUGGCAAAGUGCGGAUUUGUAGACUUCACUUGCCCCCUUUCUCAGGUUUCUUCACGAUGCUAUUGUGAAGCAAGGGAUUGAUCAGCAUUAUACAAAUAUAAAUUUUGUUUUAAAAUGUAUAUGUGAGACUUUUUGUCCAGUUUAUAUAAACUUGUGUAUUAGAAGGUUCUAAAAUGUGGCAAAUGAAUAAAAUUAACUUUCAUAA
Messenger RNA from Pararge aegeria (speckled wood butterfly), 4729 nucleotides. RefSeq lists its product as uncharacterized. The record is from RefSeq and is a predicted model, not a curated record. The transcript has 36 exons. Bases 35 to 4000 code for a protein of 1321 amino acids. Lineage: Eukaryota; Metazoa; Arthropoda; Insecta; Lepidoptera; Nymphalidae.